UUCCGGAGCUGGCGAAGGGAGGUUGCCCGGGUCGGACCCGGCGGCGGCGGCGGCCCGAACGGGCGGGCAUGGGGGGCUGCCUUUCCUCACAGGCGGCCGAUGACCUUUCGUUGCUCAACGACUCUACGGGCGACGGAGCGAGCCUUGGGCCUGGGGAUCAACCCCCACCGCCCACCUCUGCUCCGCCUCCCCCCUACCAGGAACAUGCGCCAAUUCCAGUGUAUCAUCCUACACCCAGCCAGGCACGUCUCGCCACACAACUGACAGAAGAGGAGCAGAUCCGAAUUGCUCAGAGGAUUGGGCUAAUCCAACACCUUCCCAAAGGAAUCUUUGAUCCAGGCUCAGAGCCAUCAGAAAAAAAAAUUAAAGAGUGUGUGAUCUGCAUGCUGGAUUUUGUAUAUGGAGACCCCAUCCGGUUCCUGCCAUGCUUGCACAUCUACCAUGUACACUGCAUUGAUGACUGGCUGAUGCGAUCAUUCACAUGUCCUUCGUGCAUGGAGCCAGUUGAUGCUGCUCUGCUGUCCUCCUAUGAGACUAAUUGAGGUGGCUCUGUGCCCUGCUCUUGUGAAUGUUUCCAGGCCUGGGCUAUGUGGGAGGCUAGGAGGUGGCACACACUUUUAUUUGCACACUUCUGGGAUACACCAAAGAAUUCUGUGGUGAAGAACCCUGGUCUCAGACCUCAAAGACAACACAGAGGCAUUUUGGCUUGGCUGGCUGUGCUAAAGGUUGACUUGUGCCAUAAUUGAGCAUUUGUACCCAAACUUGAUGACAAUUAAGGAAAAAUGGUAAUGCUGGAGUUGUCCUUUCACUCCUUCCACAAAUCUUUGUACGUCAAGUUUGUUGUCUGAAAUAAUUCUUUGCUCUCAUGUCCUUCUAAUUCCUCACUGAGUUUGCAGGUAGGGUUUUGUUCACUGAUCUUGGGAUUUCAGGUUAGAGGAAUUCUAGGGUUCUGGUUGGUUUGCAGUGGAAUCUGGGCCUUUCUCAAAGCAUUUUUAGCACUCACUCUUUCAUUGCAUGAAAGGAACGGUGCUUAGUAUUACUGGGUGGCAACAGCAGUGGUAUUUAUGUUGACCACUGUUGAAGUAUAUGUGCUGCACUGCAGAAGAGAAACAUACAAUUCUUUGAGAGACACUUUGUGGACAGAAACAUUGGGGGUGGGGCUAUAGCUUGUUAGGGUUAGCUGGAAGAAGAGUGCUUCUCUUUCAAAGUUCAUGUUUCAGCUAAGGAGACUGCCCAGAGGAAUGCUUCCUUCUCUUGUUUUCUGCUUUUAAAGUGUUUUUCUCAAUCAGGAUGGGUUUUUUUUAAUCCUUUCUGAAGUGUUUGCAGGUUAGGCUCCUGUGCUAAUAUUCUAAAGUUCAUAGGAAAGGGGGUACACAGGCUCCAUAGAGAAUGAUUUUAUCUUGUCACAUGACUAGAACAGAUUUAGAGAAGCAAACAGUAUUUUCUCUCCCACACUGAAAUACUCAUUCAGGUGUAGUUAACUGGAUUGCUGUUUGAUAAGUGAAGAUGGCUCACAGUUCAGAAUUUCUCCAUGAAAUUAUCUAGCAAAAGCAGCAUUGACAGUUUUUAGACAAUCCUGAUGGCAAGCUUGUACAGCGAGAGUUGGCAAAGUUAUUUGUAAAUAAGAAUUUUAUAGAAGGUUGGUGCUUCAGUACAGUGAAAUCCUUUCAAGAGACUUGACUAUGGGUUAAGGCAUUUAAGUGCACUACUAUAAAAAGUGAAGACAUUUUUGCUUGGCUGUUUGCCCAAUGUUUGCUGUUUGCCUUACACAAGUUCAAGUAAAAACUCUUGUCUCAUAGGAAACUGCCAGCACAGCCCACUGGUUAGUGCCAAGCAGCAAGUCCCUCCAUUUGGAAAGGUUGCCCUUAGUUAUGCUAUGUUGUUUAUUGCCUUGCAAGUGGAGAGGCGUGAAAGUGCUUUUCUGAUUAUGUAUUAUCCUUAACAAGGAUUUAGCAUUUGAAAGUAAAACCAAUGUAUAUUGCAUUCAAAUUAAAUAAAAGAGAUUGCCUAUAAUCUCUUGGAUUUUUUCUCUUUUUACAAAAAAUUAAAACGACUGCCCCCAUCCCUUCCAUCAUUUUUUUUCAAUUACAGUGAAACUUGGUGAAUUUUUCUAGUGGUGAAUCCUUAGGGAUUCGAUUCUGCUCCACUUUUCUCUUUCCCAGUAAAUGGAGUGAUAAGGGGUCAGCUGCAGCCCUGAAUAUAGUUUAUUGCUAUAACAGAUAAUGAAAACUACCUGAACUACUACUCCGCCUGCAGCCCCUCCCUCCCCCACACACUUCAUUUCUCAGGUGAUUCAGACAUCCAAAUGUAAGUGAUAACUACCAUUCAGGAGCGCUCUGUCUGCAGUGGUACCAAAAAUGCCAGAAUAUUUCUAGCCAUUCUACUUUACUAUGAUGGGGAAGAGAUGCUAGACUAUAAAAGCCUCAAAACAUGGUAAAGGAAGGGAUGAAGUAGAAGCUGAAUACAGCAAAAUAGAAGAGACUAUAAUUCAAAAAAAGCUAUUUCCCAGAUUUCGAAUUAGGGAAGUUUGACUUCUGUAGACCCCCAGAACUUCUGAGACUCCAUGGACAUAGUCCAUUCAGGAGGAAACAACCCUAUUAAUUACAGAUUAGUAGGAUUAAAGGGGUUAGUGGGUAAAGAAUCAAAUGUUUAAUGUUCACAUGAAGAUACACUUGGAAGGAAAUCAAUUUAAGAGAAGGGCAAAAAUUCAGUGGCAGAGCAUCUGCUUGGCAUGUAGAAGUCCCAAUCCUCCUGGUAAAACAAUCAGGUAAUAAGUGGCGUGAAAAACCUUUACCUAAGACUCUGGAGCCAUUGCCAGUCUGACAGUACUGACCUUGAUGGACCAAUGCAUUAAGUCAGCAUAAAGCAGCAAUAUCUAGAACAUUCUGGUAACGUUUCAAUGCAAAAUACAAUUGCGUCUUUAAACAUUUCUACCCAUCAUGAAAGAAAUCUAGUUUGUUCACACAAGCAGCAUUUAUUUUUUCCAUUCUAUCGCAUGCAUUAAUAUUAAUAUAAACUGGCUGUUUACAGCGGACUAACUGUAUCUACCUAUACGAGUUUUUUCCUAGCUACCUAUCAUACAAAUGGCGUCCCUAUAACCAGUAAGUUUACCUAAUAGUUUUUCCAUAUGGUCAUGUACCCAGAAGAGAGAAAAUAAGUGCUAGCUGCUUGUGUGAAACAAAACUAUCAUUUGGGUCACCUAGAACAAAUUGGCAAAUGAAUACCUGCAUGGCUCAUAGCCAUUCCUUUCUUCAUCAAUAAGCUGAACUGUCCCUACAUUGUAGGCAACUGACACCAUCUCUGACAUUAGCUGGUGAUUAUGUCAAAAAUAGAUCUUCUCAAGACAGUUCUGGAACUGUGAGUUACAAAUAGGUUAACAGCUGUUCCUUGCUGCU
Messenger RNA from Gekko japonicus, 3395 nucleotides. Its product is annotated as RING finger protein 11-like. The coding region runs from base 69 to 542 and encodes 157 amino acids. NCBI's taxonomy places the organism in Eukaryota, Metazoa, Chordata, Lepidosauria, Squamata, Gekkonidae. The transcript is spliced from 3 exons. The record is from RefSeq and is a predicted model, not a curated record.